AUGCCGCUUCAGUUUCCAACCGUCAAACAGCCUAACCGUGAAGAGCCCCGUGUCAAGGAUUUCUUAGAAUCCUGCCGACAGGGGAACCUUCCGGUGGUUGAGGAGAGUCUCCAGCAGCACCAGCCAAACGAUGCCUGGCUAUCCCAUGCCCUCACAGAGGCGGCCAAGGCCGACCAGCCUGUUAUUAUGGAAUUACUGCUAGAAAAGGGGGCAACAAUCCAGACAUGGACCAUCUACGCAGCCAAAUCACAGGCCGCCUGGGAGAUCCUAUUGAAACACGGACUGGAGAUCAACAACCCGAUGCCCUGGGCUCUUGUACCGCUAAUAUCGGUGGUGGUCAAAAAUGACGCCGCACUCCUGCGAUGGUACCUUUCUCUUGGAGCGGACCCCAAUCUGGGUCCACCAGAUACUCGUCGCAGGGGAUUCGUGGGCUCUGACGAUGUACCAGUGCCCGAGUCUGGAGCAGCGCUGGAAGAGGCUAGCCGGUUUUGCGACACGCUCAUCAUUGAUAUCCUGGUAGAGCACGGGGCCAAACUCAAAAACAGUCUCGCGCUUCACAAUGCCUUGAUGCGGCGGGAGGGUCGAAUCCUGAUAAUGGAGCAUCUACUCCACCUUGGAGUGGAUGUCAAUCACUUCGGCUGGCUUCCUCCACUGGCCCACGGUGGAACGGCACUUCAUCUCGCAGCGUAUCGUGGCCAGGUUGAGGAAGUGCAGUGGCUUCUGGAGCACGGGGCAGAUCCUGAAAUCAAAGGCCGGAUGCAAAUGAUGCCUGAGGAUUAUGCCCUUCUGCAGGAACACAAUGAGGUGGUGAAGCUACUGCGAGACUGGAGAGGGGUUGUGAUCCCUUCCUGA
Messenger RNA from Penicillium riverlandense, 852 nucleotides. Its product is annotated as ankyrin repeat domain-containing protein. The record is from RefSeq and is a predicted model, not a curated record. NCBI's taxonomy places the organism in Eukaryota, Fungi, Ascomycota, Eurotiomycetes, Eurotiales, Aspergillaceae. Gene Ontology annotation, molecular function: protein binding. The transcript is spliced from 2 exons. The coding region runs from base 1 to 852 and encodes 283 amino acids.